Molecule: messenger RNA, 1668 nt
Organism: Salarias fasciatus (jewelled blenny)
Lineage: Eukaryota; Metazoa; Chordata; Actinopteri; Blenniiformes; Blenniidae
Product: cytoplasmic dynein 2 heavy chain 1-like
Exons: 9
Coding region: 164-1159 (331 amino acids)
Biological process (GO): microtubule-based movement
Cellular component (GO): axonemal dynein complex
Molecular function (GO): dynein light intermediate chain binding; dynein intermediate chain binding
Source: RefSeq, a predicted model, not a curated record
CAGCGCUGAGGGAAAAAGUAGGGAGCUGAGUGUCCGAAUCGCCAACGGAUUCAGGGUACUACAUAGUGCACUACGUAGUCCAGCACUAUGUCGUGAUUGAGGGGUUUGGGCAUAGGGCGUACAUUCGGACACAGCCCAAGCCUUCUAAUAACAUACCUGAGAGAUGCCUCACGGUUCAGAUGAUGCUCGCAAGAGGUUUAUCCUCACCACGGCUGGAAACUUCUACGGGAUAAAACCUUCGUCGUCCCUGACCGACAGUCCAGAGCUCAAUAACUUCUUGGAUGAUGGGAAUGAAUUUGUCCUGUCUUUCAGCAGUCAUGGCAGUGACCUGCACUUGUCAAAUAAGAUUGAAGCUGCGGCCGACAGCAAAGAGAAAGUGUUGGUGUUCUUCAAACUGCAGCCCAUGGUGAUCACGGAAGACAACCUUCAUCAGAGCCUCCUGGUGUCGUCCAUGCUGGAAUCUCCCAUCAACACUCUCUACCAGGCUGUUAAGCAGGUUUUUGCACCUGUACUGCUGAAGGAUGAGCGCUGGCGUUCAACAUUUGACCCAAAGCUGGCGGGCCUUCUGGGUGAGCUGGAGGUCGGGCUGGGCUCAGUGGUUCGUCAGUCUGGAGCGAAGACUUCUGCCAGGAAGGGUCGCAUGGAAGAAGAUGUUCUGGGUAUCUUGACUCCCAGUGAUGAGUUCCAGUACUGGGCUGAUCUCUCUGAGUCUGCCGAGAAAAACGGUGUCAGAGAAAGGGCUUCACAUUUUGCUGAGCUCUUCAAGCCCAUUCAGAAGGAGUAUGGUGGUCUUGACGGUUUGUCCAUGUCGGAUGUCGUGGAUUUGGUGGAGCAAAGCAGAGACUCUCUGGAUGAUGUGUGGCGGCAGACUGAUUAUGAACCUUAUCGUGAGACCCGCAUGGUCCGACUGAUGGAUGUUAUUGGUGGCGCCUUGGGAAGAUAUGUCCAAAGGAAGCUGGGUGAUGUGAACAUUUUUGAGGAGCCAUUUGUGUCAGUGAGAGAGAACCUGAGAAUGGGCAUUUCCAUCUGUGAACAGUGGGUGGUGGCCUGCGAGCAUUUAACCGGGCAGACAUGGAAGAGACAUGCUCCCUGCCCCUGGAAGGGAAACAAGCACUGCCCACAAACCCUGCUUUGCCUUGCAAAACGAUUGAAUGAGUAAACGCAGCAACACCUGGGACAUUUGAGAGCACUUCCUGGUGUCUUCCUCUAAAAGCGUAAUGGAGAAGCUGAUUUCAUUUUCCAGCAGGGCUUGGCAUCUGCCCACACAAAGUUACCAAAAAAUGGUUCAGUGACUGUUGUGUUACUGCUCUUGAUCAGUCAGCAAACUGGUCUGAUCUGAAAAGACACGACCACACCCAAGAAUGCUGAGCAGUGCCACAUUCUGAUCGCCUCCACGCCACAACGCAUUGAUACAGUUAUCAAUAAAAUAAUAUUGAGUGCAUAGAAAUGAACAAACUUAUUUUUUAGAAACAAAUAUUUCUGUAAAAAAAAAGAUCUUAUGCUGUAUUCUUUUUUUCUGAGACGCUCUAGUUCUGUCAUCAUUCAAAUUUCAGGAAAUACAGACUUGAAAUAUUAUUUGUAUGUGUAAUGAAUCUAUAUGAUACAGACUAUUGUUUUCACUUUCUGAAAAAGGGGACAAUAAAUAAUAAAGUUUUCCUUAAAGUUAAC